CUGCCAAAGCUGAGCCUGGAACAGGACGGCUUUCCCUGUUUAUGUGGAUUCUUGGGGUAACAGUUUCCCCCCAUCUCGACUUUCAACUGCUUUGGACAUUAGUUUAUAGAAAGGAUUCGUUCUUUAGAGCAAAAUGGAGCGACUCUAUUUGCCAGGGGUCUCAGCCCCUCUGCUUCCCUGUCAGAAGUCAGCAUGUCACUGAAAAGCGAGUCCAGGGUAAACACUUCGGCACUGCAGAAAAUCGCCGCAGACAUGAGCAAUCUGAUAGAAAAUCUGGACACCCGGGAACUCCACUUUGAGGGGGAGGAGGUGGAGUAUGAUGCAUCUCCUGGAGACCCCAAGGCGCAGGAAGAGUACAUCCCAUUCUCUUCCAUUUACAACACUCAAGGAUUUAAGGAGCCCAACAUCCAGACCUACCUCUCCGGCUGCCCCGUGAAAGCACAAGUCUUGGAAGUGGAGCGCUUCACGUCUACUACGAGGGUGCCAAGUAUCAAUCUGUACACUAUUGAGUUAACACACGGGGAAUUCACGUGGCAAGUUAAGCGGAAAUUCAAGCACUUUCAAGAGUUUCAUAGAGAGCUGCUCAAGUACAAAGCCUUCAUCCGAAUCCCCAUUCCUACCAAAAGACAUACUUUUAGAAGACAAAAUGUCAAAGAAGAGCCCCGAGAGAUGCCCAGUCUGCCCCGUUCAUCAGAAAACACAAUCCAGGAAGAACAGUUCUUUGGCAGGAGGAAGCAACUAGAAGAUUACUUGACAAAAAUACUAAAAAUGCCCAUGUACAGAAACUACCAUGCCACGACAGAGUUCCUUGAUGUAAGCCAACUGUCUUUCAUCCAUGAUUUGGGACCAAAGGGCCUGGAGGGGAUGAUCAUGAAAAGAUCCGGGGGACACAGGAUACCAGGUUUGAACUGCUGUGGCCAAGGAAGAGCCUGCUACCGAUGGUCAAAAAGGUGGUUAAUAGUGAAAGACUCCUUCCUGCUGUAUAUGAAACCAGACAGUGGGGCCAUAGCCUUCGUCCUCCUUGUAGAUAAAGAAUUCAGAAUAAAAGUGGGAAGGAAAGACACAGAAACCAAGUACGGACUUCGAAUCGAUAAUCUUUCAAGGACACUGAUUUUGAAAUGUAACAGCUACCGACAUGCUCGGUGGUGGGGAGGAGCCAUAGAAGAGUUCAUUCAGAAGCAUGGAGCUGACUUUCUCAAAGACCAUCGCUUCGGUUCCUACGCGGCUGUCCAUGAGAACACUUUAGCUAAAUGGUAUGUGAACGCCAAAGGCUACUUUGAAGAUAUCGCAAAUGCCAUGGAAGGCGCAACAGAAGAGAUUUUUAUCACAGACUGGUGGUUAAGUCCGGAAAUCUUCCUGAAGCGCCCAGUGGUGGAAGGCAACCGCUGGAGGCUGGACUGCAUCCUCAAACGGAAAGCACAACAAGGCGUUCGGAUUUUCAUAAUGCUUUACAAAGAGGUGGAGCUAGCCCUCGGAAUCAACAGCGAAUACAGCAAGAGGACUUUGAUGCGGCUGCACCCCAACAUAAAGGUGAUGAGGCACCCAGACCAUGUGUCAUCCAGUGUCUAUCUGUGGGCUCAUCAUGAGAAGCUUGUCAUUAUCGACCAAUCGGUGGCUUUUGUGGGUGGGAUUGACCUCGCCUAUGGAAGGUGGGAUGAUGAUGAACACAGACUCACAGAUGUGGGCAGUGUGAAGCGAGUCACCUCAGGACUGUCCAUGGGCUCUCUCACAGCAGCAACAAUAGAGUCUACGGAAUCCUUAAACCUCAAGGAUAAACAUGAAUCUCAUAAAAACGAGCCCAGCAUGAAGAGUACAGAUGAAACAGACGGCAAGCUGAAAGGGAUAGGAAAGCCCCGGAAAUUCUCCAAGUUUAGUCUCUAUCGGCAGCUGCACCGUCGCCAUCUGCACAACUCGGACAGCGUCAGCAGCAUCGACAGCGCCUCCAGUUAUUUUAACCACUAUAGAAGUCACCAGAAUCUAAUCCAUGGUUUAAAGCCCCACUUGAAACUCUUUCGCCCUUCUGGUGAGUCCCGGCAGGGGCUCACUGGGCACAGCACUGACACUGGCUCCAUCCGAAGUGUGCAGACAGGUGUGGGAGAACUCCAUGGGGAGACCAGGUUUUGGCAUGGGAAGGAUUACUGCAACUUUGUCUUCAAGGACUGGGUCCAACUGGACAAGCCUUUUGCUGAUUUCAUUGACAGGUACUCCAUGCCCCGGAUGCCUUGGCAUGAUAUUGGUUCUGUGGUCCAUGGGAAGGCAGCUCGUGAUGUGGCUCGUCACUUCAUCCAGCGCUGGAACUUCACGAAGAUUAUGAAGCCAAAAUACCGCUCCCUUUCUUACCCUUUCCUGCUCCCCAAAUCACAAACCACUGCACAUGAGCUGAGGUAUCAGGUGCCUGAGGCAGUCCCCGCCAGAGUGCAGCUGCUCCGAUCUGCUGCUGAUUGGUCUGCUGGGAUAAAGCACCACGAGGAGUCGAUCCACACUGCCUACACCUAUGUGAUAGAGAACAGCAAGCACUACAUCUACAUUGAAAACCAAUUUUUUAUAAGCUGCGCUGAUGAUAAAGUCGUGUUCAACAAGGUGGGCGAUGCUAUCGCCCAAAGAAUCCUGAAAGCCCACAGGGAAGGCCAGAGAUACCGGGUGUACAUUGUGAUACCACUGCUGCCAGGAUUCGAAGGAGACAUUUCCACAGGAGGAGGGAAUGCUCUACAGGCGAUAAUGCACUUCAACUACAGAACCAUGUGCAGAGGGGAGAACUCCAUCCUUGGACAAUUAAAGCCAGAGCUUGGUAAUCAGUGGAUAAAUUACAUAUCACUUUGUGGCCUGAGAACACAUGCAGAGCUGGAAGGGAACCUAGUCACUGAGCUCAUCUAUGUCCACAGCAAGUUGCUAAUUGCUGAUGACAACACAGUUGUUAUCGGUUCUGCCAACAUCAAUGACCGGAGCAUGCUGGGAAAGCGAGACAGUGAAAUGGCCGUCAUAGUGCAGGACACAGAGACGGUCCCCUCAGUGAUGGAUGGAAAAGAGUACCAAGCCGGCCGCUUCGCCCAAGGACUCCGGCUGCAAUGCUUCAGGCUCGUCCUUGGCUAUCUCUCUGAUCCGAGUGAGGACCUUCAGGAUCCUGUGUGUGACAAAUUCUUCAAGGAGAUUUGGGUUUCAACAGCAGCUCGGAAUGCUACCAUUUAUGAUAAGGUGUUCCGUUGCCUUCCGAAUGAUGAAGUGCACAAUUUAAUACAGCUGAGAGACUUUAUAAGCAAGCCCAUAUUAGCGAAAGAUGACCCCGUUCGCGCUGAGGGGGAGCUGAGGAAGACCCGAGGCUUCUUGGUUCAGUUCCCUUUUUAUUUCCUAUCUGAGGAAAACCUCCUGCCUUCUGUAGGAACCAAAGAAGCCAUGGUUCCCAUGGAGGUUUGGACAUAAGACAAACUCUGCUGCAAGUCAAGGAUUUCUAACCUGAAGACCAUAUUGCAUAUGGUGACUUCCUAAGGACUUCACAGCCAAACUCAGGCCUGAUACACUCCUGUGGACCAACCUACUGGACUCUUUGGAGUGAAUGAGGGGUCAGUGGUCACACUGAUGUAAGGACUCUCUGCAUAAGCAAGCCUUCAUCAUGUAUCCUGCCUGUCCUUGAGGUAGCAUACGUUCAAACAAUACCAAACACAGAUGCAAAUUACACAAUACAUAUCAAAAACCCAUCUCCUUUGCUAACAAAAAUCGGCCUGCAACUGUGAUUCAAACUGCCAAAAGUUGCCUGAACUCUCUUGUUCUCUGAUGCUAAUUAAGGCAGCUGGGGCCCACCAGGAUGCCCUCAACUUGUCCAUACAGCCCUGUUUAAGAGACUGCUGAUCAAUGAAAGAUGUGGAGAGCCAAUUUGAGAGACCCAAGGUUCCAGAUGAUGCUGGACCCACGUGGUUCUGACAUGAGAGUAUUUACUAAUCCAAGAAGUUGCUUUCUGUUCCUUUUCAGUCACUGCAGGGACAGAACAGGCUUUGCCUAGCUACCCACAUCAGGCACUUCUGAGGACAGCAAUAGUGGCUGUUGACAACAGGAAGGCAUUAAAUUCCAAUACUGAAGAAGAAUUUCCCUUGGUUCCCAAAGAUAUUGCCAAGCUGUGUCCUUGUCAUUGAGCCCCCGAUAAUAUUUGUAAACAUGUGCCAGGUAUACCAAAACAUAGCAACCAGAUAAACACAGAUAGAACCUCCAAGGUGUCAGUGGGAAUCCAGUUCAGAUAAAGGACAAGAUUCCCCACAGUCUGUAGAAUCCCUGUCCCCCUUAGCCACCAGAUUGAUGACAAAGCUGGAUUUCUCCAUAAGCGAUCCAAUGGAUGCGAUUUGUCUUCCAAAAGAAGCAGAGGUGUUAUAAGCCUUCCAGCUGACAAGCAGGAGUCUGGCCUUAUUGACCCUUUGGUCUUUCUGCUAUGUCUUCCUUAGGGGAAAAGAAGCUGAUUAUAAAGAGGAGCUACUUUGCUUGCACUGAUAACUAUGCAGUAACAUUUCAACAUGGCUUCCAAAGAAGCUGCAACAGUAAUUCACGUUGUCCCAGUCUGAAAUGUGGAUAUCCACUUUCAGAUGGUAUGGUAUCCUUUUUAGACCAAAUUUCAGGGUUCCUCUCGAAUCCUAGGAGCAUCUGUGGGUUCCUGGAAGCCUCAGGUCCUUUGUGGUUCUCUUCAAAGCGACUCCCAACCCAUGUUUUCAUGAACAAAUAUGCUGGUUUAAAAGAUGACACAGGACCACAAAACCAGUGUUAUGGUUUAACAACAGAGUGACAGUCACAUCCAAGGGAGGAUGUCACCCCUACGGAACAUUCCACAAAUGAGGUGCAUUUUGUAAUCAACAAUGGAAAUGAAUCUGUUUUUAUGAAUAAAUAACUUAUUUCUUGUAUGGC
Molecule: messenger RNA, 4881 nt
Organism: Peromyscus californicus insignis
Lineage: Eukaryota; Metazoa; Chordata; Mammalia; Rodentia; Cricetidae
Gene: Pld1
Product: phospholipase D1
Biological process (GO): phosphatidic acid biosynthetic process; intracellular signal transduction; regulation of microvillus assembly
Molecular function (GO): D-type glycerophospholipase activity; phosphatidylinositol binding
Source: RefSeq, a predicted model, not a curated record